AUCAGCUUUUGUGAGAAAGAUCAAAAAGGGCUUGAGGUUUUUCUUCGCAGCCUCCCCUUGCCUCUCCCCCUCUCGCUUUAUCUCCUCGUUUGUGUGUGCAGGCGAGCUUCUUGGCCUGCGGGCAGGAAGAGAUGGCAGCGGGAGAGACGCAGCUCUACGCCAAGGUCUCCAACAAGCUCAAGGGCCGCAGCACCCCCUUGCUCCUGGAGCCCCUCCUGGCCAUGGGCUUCCCGGUGCAUACCUCGCUGAAAGCGCUGGCAGCCACGGGCAGGAAGACAGCGGAAGAGGCCUUGGCCUGGCUGCAUGGUCAUUGCAAUGACCCUUCCCUAGACGACCCCAUCCCCCAGGAGUAUGCCCUUUUCCUCUGUCCAACGGGGCCCCUGCUGGAAAAACUUCAAGAGUUCUGGAGAGAGAGCAGGCGCCAGUGUGCAAAGAACAGAGCUCAUGAGGUCUUCCCACACGUGACACUCUGUGACUUCUUCACGUGUGAAGACCAGAAGGUGGAGUGUCUGUACGAGGCACUGAAGAGAGCUGGAGACAGGCUCCUGGGCUCCUUCCCCACGGCUGUGCCCCUGGCUCUCCACUCCUCCAUCAGCUACCUCGGCUUCUUCGUCAACGGCAGCCCCGCAGACGUCAUCCGGGAAUUCGCCAUGACCUUUGCCACAGAAGCAUCUCUCUUAGCAGACUGUACCGUGAAGCCGUGCACCAAGCAGCUGCAUCUGACCUUGGCCCACAAGUUCUACCCCCACCAUCAGAGGACGCUGGAGCAGCUGGCCAGAGCCAUCCCCCUGGGCCACAGCUGCCAGUGGACGGCAGCCCUCUACUCCCGAGACAUGCGCUUCGUGCACUACCAGACCCUGAGAGCCCUCUUCCAGUACCAACCCCAGAAUGCGGACGAGCUGACACUAAGUCCUGGCGACUACAUCUUUGUGGACCCCACACAGCAGGACGAAGCCAGCGAGGGCUGGGUGAUUGGGAUCUCACAGCGGACGGGCUGCCGGGGCUUCCUGCCGGAAAACUACACAGACCGAGCCAGCGAGUCUGACACCUGGGUUAAGCACAGGACGUACACCUUCAGUCUAGCUGCGGACCUGAACUCCAGAAAGGACGGGGAAGCCAGCAGCAGAUGCAGUGGGGAGUUUCUUUCACAAACAGCCCGGAGUCUCAGCAGCAUACAGGCCUUGCAGGCCACAGUUGCAAGGAAGAGCGUGCUGGUGGUUCGCCACGGGGAGAGGGUGGAUCAGAUCUUCGGGAAGUCAUGGCUGCAGCAAUGCUCCACCCCCGACGGGAAAUACUACAGGCCAGACCUGAACUUCCCUUGCAGUCUGCCCAGACGGAGUCGUGGGAUCAAAGACUUUGAAAAUGAUCCCCCAUUAUCAUCGUGUGGCAUUUUCCAGUCCAGAAUUGCAGGGGAUGCACUACUGGACAGCGGUAUCAGAAUCAGCUCUGUGUUCGCCUCCCCAGCCCUCCGCUGUGUGCAGACGGCCAAACUCAUCCUGGAAGAACUCAAACUGGAGAAAAAAAUCAAGAUACGAGUGGAACCUGGAAUAUUUGAAUGGACAAAAUGGGAAGCUGGCAAAACCACCCCAACCCUCAUGAGCCUGGAAGAGCUGAGAGAGGCGAAUUUCAACGUCGACACUGAUUACAGGCCCGCGUUUCCCCUGUCGGCCCUCAUGCCGGCGGAGAGCUACCAGGAGUACGUGGACAGGUGCACAGCGAGCGUGCUGCAAAUCGUCAACACCCGUCUGCAGGACACAGGCGUCAUCCUGAUUGUGAGUCACGGCUCCACGCUGGAUUCCUGCACGCGCCCACUGCUGGGGCUGCCGCCCCGGGAGUGCGGGGAUUUUGCCCAGCUCGUGAGAAAGAUCCCUUCCCUGGGCAUGUGCUUCUGUGAAGAAAAUAAAGAGGAAGGAAAAUGGGAGCUGGUCAACCCACCAGUGAAGACCCUGACCCAUGGGGCGAAUGCAGCAUUUAACUGGAGGAACUGGAUCUCAGGCAACUGAGAGCCACGGUGACGUUCUCAUCACCUCAGAGUGGACAGGCAGAAACCACGUGCAGAGGCUGGGAGACGCUGCUCUUUCCAAGGUGUCUCAGUCUCACCCAGUGUGAUUUGUAGAAGCACAGGACGCACUUUUAUGUUCCAGAGUAUUUCCUGCCAGCUUUCACCUCUGUGACGCCCAUCCAUGGACCCGUCGUCCACCAGCCCAGCUGUGGGGGGCCCAGGGCGGAUGGCUGGGUGAGGACGCCACCCCGCGGCAGGGGCACCGAGUGUCUGCAGCCGGGGAAACAACCACCUGGGACUCUAACUUCACACACGAAGGAUCCAGCCACUUCAUUUUCUAUGGUCUGAUCACUAAAUUCCCAAUCAUCUUUUCUUUUUCUAUUCCCAUCACUCUUCAGCCAUAUCCACAUAGGCUAAAACAGGUGUAAUCGUCAAUAAAAUGGUCCCAGAAACCUGUCUACCAGAUCAAA
Messenger RNA from Saimiri boliviensis boliviensis (Bolivian squirrel monkey), 2472 nucleotides. RefSeq names its product ubiquitin associated and SH3 domain containing A (gene UBASH3A). Gene Ontology annotation, biological process: negative regulation of T cell receptor signaling pathway. Lineage: Eukaryota; Metazoa; Chordata; Mammalia; Primates; Cebidae. Gene Ontology annotation, cellular component: cytoplasm. Gene Ontology annotation, molecular function: protein binding. The record is from RefSeq and is a predicted model, not a curated record.